AAGAUAAAAAGUGGUUUGGAGUCAGUUAAAAAAUCGAACGCAGAGCUCUUCUCUCAGGUUCAGGACAUCUCUCAGAGAUUGUCGGCUCUGGAAAGUCAAGGUACAAAUUUUUGGAGUCAGUUGGCGAAUUAAUGCUUACUCAGUCAGCAAUAGCUUCCGCGUAAUAGUGUUUGUUCAAACGAAUUUUACGAUAAGACUUUUUUCCGGUCGAAUUUCCUUUUUGUGAAUUUACUAUUCAGUUUAGAACCUAAACAGUAUAAUUAAUGUUUACAGUAUAAUUAGAGUUGAUCCGCCAUCUUGUGUGCAGUUUUCCUAUUGCUAGCAGUCCGAGAACAUAACAAUUAGAAAAUAAUUAAUCACUUCGUAUUUACAAUUGUAAAACGCAUUCAGUGAAGAGCGCUCUUUGAUUUUUUGUCAAUAAGUCUCAAGCUUGUUCAUUUCAAUUGUUCUUUUAGCUACGAACGUUUACGCUUUACAAUUUACCCGCAAAGGAACAAGUGACUAUGUUGUCACACGCGGCAUGCCAAGCCUCAAGGCAGUCACAGUUUGUCUUUGGAUGAAAUCUUCGGAUAAGGGGAACGAUGGAGUACCGUUAAGCUACGCAGUGUCCGGAUGAUACGAUGAACUGCUCCUGUACAACUACAAAAAGUUUCAUUUUGGAGUAGGAAAAAACGGCAGGUAAACAAACAAACUCAGUAUUGUAGAAAUUUCGCUUAUCAUGGACCUUUAAGAAAAUAUGUAGGCUCCGGUUGUUCAAAAAGCAGUGUCGGAUGAAAUGCUAAGUGCAGAAGAUACAUGAGUGUUAUGAACACCAAUUUUGCUCUUCAACUUUAAACAAGAAUGUAAAAAAGAAAAGAGACAAAAUAAUGAAAUCUAUUGUAAUCAUUUCAUUACAUUUAGACAAACAGCUGUAUCGGCAAACGAUGGCCGAUGGCACCACAUCUGCGUAACAUGGGAAAACAGCGCUGGAUCAUGGAAGAUGUAUAAAGAUGGAAAGGUGGCAGCUUCUGGAAAAGGCAUCAGUACAGGUAUUUUUCUCCCCUGCGACUAGGUGGGCACUUGACGAAGAAGUGUAAAUACUUACAUAAAAGUUUGGUAAAAUAACUAGAAAACUCAACAGCAAUGAUGAUAGAAGUGCCUCAGGACGUGGAAUUUUUUUUUUUUUUGCUCACAAAAGAGAAAAAUAUUGAAUAGGGUCACUGAAUUACGAAGCACAGAAAAGUAUUAAAGAAGUUGAUUUCUAAUUCUUCAAUUUCAAGGUCAUGUGAUUCGUGGUGGUGGGGUGCUUAUACUUGGUCAAGAACAAGAUUCACUGGGAGGAUCCUUUGACGCCAAUCAGUGUUUCAUUGGUGAAUUGACGGGUGUCAACAUCUGGAAUCACGUGAUCAAUGAGCAACAGAUCAACCACAUGACCAAGUCCUGUCUGAGAGGGGUGGGGAACGUAUUCCAGUGGAGUGACUUCAAAUCUCACGUGAAAGGCUCAGUGCGUUCGAUUAAACCGUCAUGUUAG
Molecule: messenger RNA, 1510 nt
Organism: Porites evermanni
Lineage: Eukaryota; Metazoa; Cnidaria; Anthozoa; Scleractinia; Poritidae
Source: the annotation of a GenBank genome assembly